Molecule: messenger RNA, 2563 nt
Organism: Tripterygium wilfordii
Lineage: Eukaryota; Viridiplantae; Streptophyta; Magnoliopsida; Celastrales; Celastraceae
Product: probable receptor-like protein kinase At2g42960
Exons: 8
Coding region: 689-2212 (507 amino acids)
Biological process (GO): protein phosphorylation
Molecular function (GO): protein kinase activity; ATP binding
Source: RefSeq, a predicted model, not a curated record
UUACACAAACCCAACAACACAAAGUUUUUUUUUUUUUUUUUUUUUUUGAAUUUUAAACUAUGAAAUUGAAAGCCCCUUCAAAUUCCCAUGCUUCUCUUUUACUGUGUGUAAUGUGUUGAAGGCAUCUAGACUCAUCACCUACCACUGAUAACUCCUUUCAUUCUCUCUUAUCAUCUCCCCACCCCCAUUCAGCGUCUCUAUUGCAAGGAAUUCCAUCUCCUUGUUCUCCUGGUUUGAACCCACACAACAAGACUUCUUCUUCUUGUCAUUUGUGGCUCUGGUUUCCCAGUUUAGUUCUGCAUUCACAUUUGCUUCCAAUCCAUGGACAAAGCCCACAUGAAAAAUGAAAUCUUUUUGUCUACAUAAUUGGUCUUUCUGUGAACUCCCUUGAUUUGGGUUCCUUGGAUGGAACUCUUCUUCGGACGGGGUUUCUGGGUCCGAGAUCUGAGGAUGCGGGGUUUGAUUUCUUAGCCUGAAGAUUGUGGAAUGCUGGAGUGGCUUCAAAGAUCUGAUCUUUGGAAGUUCCUCUCCUGAUUACCGUCACUUGUAGGAAUAGUGAAGUAUGUGACUAUGUUUAUAUGUGGGGAUAUCAAUCUUCAUGUCAAUUCUGCGCCAACAAUAGUUUCGUUAUUCUUGAAUAUCUUGGGCCAUUAAUUUAAGUCUUUGGCAUUGCAAAGGAGAACAAAAUAUGGCCACUGAUCUGAAUUCAGAAUUAUCCAAGAAGACACACAUUUUUGGCUUCAAGGUGUGGGAAGUUAUUGGGAUUGCUGUUGCAUUAUUUAUCAUAGUCAUUCUUGCUGUGUUGUCGUUCUGUUUAACUUCGAGGAAGAAAUCAAGAGUUGCCAGAAACAAGCUUCCCCUUAGCCAAAUCCCUACUUUUUCAAAGGAAAUCAAGGAAGUCAGGGUGGAGCAAGUGCCAACCAAUGAGUUUGUUCCUCGGGAUGGGAUUCUUCUCACAAUUCAUGACAAGUCAAGUGAUAAAGAUUCUGAUAAGGUUAUGGUUCAUCUGGGUAUGAGUAAAGUGAAGAAUGGAGAUAAUAGCAGUCUAUCAGGUUCAUUUCAUCACUUAGAAAAAGAUGGUGAAUCUCAGUCAGGUGAAGAAGGAGGCUCAGGCAAAGUGAAUGUGUACAAGCCUUCUUCUUCAUAUCCAAUAGCUGCCCCUUCUCCUCUCUCCGGACUGCCCGAGUUCUCUCACUUGGGUUGGGGUCACUGGUUUACAAUGAGGGAUCUUGAACUUGCGACAAACCGGUUUUCCAAGGAAAAUGUACUUGGUGAGGGUGGAUAUGGAGUUGUUUAUCAGGGAAAUCUGAUCAAUGGAACUCCAGUGGCAGUUAAGAAGAUUCUCAAUAACCUUGGCCAAGCAGAAAAAGAGUUUAGGGUGGAAGUCGAAGCUAUCGGGCAUGUGCGCCACAAGAAUUUGGUUCGUCUUCUGGGAUACUGCAUUGAAGGAACACAUAGGAUGUUGGUUUAUGAGUAUGUCAACAAUGGAAAUUUAGAACAAUGGCUUCAUGGUGCUAUGUGCCAGCAUGGUUAUCUUACUUGGGAGGCCCGCAUGAAGGUUCUUCUUGGCACAGCUAAGGCUCUUGCUUACUUGCACGAGGCAAUUGAGCCAAAAGUGGUGCAUCGGGAUAUUAAGUCAAGCAAUAUAUUAAUUGAUGAUGAAUUCAAUGCAAAGGUUUCAGAUUUCGGCCUGGCCAAGUUGUUGGGUGCUGGAAAGAGCCAUGUCACAACUCGAGUUAUGGGAACAUUUGGAUACGUGGCUCCGGAAUAUGCUAAUACUGGCCUUCUGAAUGAAAAGAGCGAUGUUUAUAGCUUCGGGGUUGUUAUUUUGGAAGCCAUUACUGGCAGAGAUCCUGUGGACUAUGGCCGUCCUGCCCAUGAGGUAAACCUCGUUGAUUGGCUGAAAAUGAUGGUCGGUAGCAGGCGAUCUGACGAAGUGGUUGAUCCAAAUAUUGAGGUAAGGCCAUCAACAAGAGCUCUAAAGCGGGCCCUUUUGACUGCUCUGAGGUGCGUUGAUCCGGAUUCUGAAAAAAGGCCUAAGAUGGGCCAAGUUGUUCGUAUGCUUGAGUCCGAGGAAUAUCCUAUACCAAGAGAGGAUCGCCGGCAUCGAAGAACACACGGAGGUGAUACGGAGAUUGGAUCGCAGAAAGAAAAUUCAGACACUGAUAAGAGUGAUUAUCCAGUGUCUAGAUCGGAGAGCAGACGAAGAUAACAAAAGAGGAGAUUUGUUUGGAUGAUCUAAAGAAUUUACGAGUUGGGUGUCCAUUUUUUUUCCAGAUGUCAUAACAAAUUUUUAAUAGUCUUGGGUUGGCGGCUUCUACGUAUAAGUUUGUCAAUAUGUAGGUGUGUUGGAUGUUUUGGGUAGGGGAGGAAGACGAUGCUAUUCUUUGUACUACAUUUUGGUUUGUAGAUAGAUGGGAGAGAUGAUUUGUGUAAGAAAUUGAUACUUGCGAAGAGCCCAGAUCAUUUGGGAGGUGUGUAUAGAAUUCAAUUGCUCUUCGACUUGAAGAAUGUUUUUGAUGAAUUAUUUUUCGUAAGCUCUUAGUUAUGACUUUCUGGCUGA